Messenger RNA from Colletotrichum acutatum, 2574 nucleotides. RefSeq lists its product as uncharacterized. Bases 357 to 2489 code for a protein of 710 amino acids. The record is from RefSeq and is a predicted model, not a curated record. NCBI's taxonomy places the organism in Eukaryota, Fungi, Ascomycota, Sordariomycetes, Glomerellales, Glomerellaceae. The transcript has a single exon.
UAAUAAUCCAACUCCAGAUUUUGUCUUCAGGAUGAAUCACCAGUCAGCAGAACGAUCAUCAUAGCCAGUUCAAGCCAUGCGACUACAGACAGUUUGGGAAUGUUCCGGGCUCUCACGUCUGACAUGCAUACACCAUCAGCAAUAACCCCGCCACCAAUCUACCACUCCUGAAGCCGACUUCUCCGCCUCGGCCUUGUUUCUAAAUUGGCCCGUCAUCAUACCUAUCAGAUCCUCUGAUGUCAUGUAUGAAAAAGCUCCUAAAUCACCGCCAAGAACAAUAAACCCCAUCCUCUCUUAGAAAACGAUUAUCUCAAGCGGCAGGGAGGGGAAGAGGCCCGGGCCGCACCAACAAAACAAUGGCCUUCUUCCUCCGCCACCUGACAGACCCAACCUCUAUCGCCCAAGAACCAUCCCUAAGCAAAGUCAUCCAACACGUCCGGGAAACCGCCGUAUGUCUCGCCGUGCUCGGCCAAGUGGACCACGGCACCGGUCUGCUGACGAUCCUCCACGCGCACGGCAUCCCGCCGUUUGACCUCCGGGAAUUCGGGCCCGAGGUGUUCACGGAGGACUUUGCCCGGUGCUGGACCCUCGGCAAGGGAUGCGACGACAACGACAAUGGAACUGGCACGUAUUAUGAGGUCCCUGUCAACCCGCCUCGCGCGGACCCGUUUACGCGGAUUGUAUUUGCCUUCGCGUGGGAACAUGUCGGGCGGUGGCCGAGGUGGGCUACGCCUGUUCCGGAGUCCUUUUCUUCUUCUUCCUCCUCCUACGGCGACGAAGCGGGACAACGGCACUCUCAUCCGUCCUCGGGCACAGGGAUAGAGGCGGCACCGUCUCAACACAGCAACGACGAGGACGACGGGCGUGAUACGGCGCUCGACGCCAUAGAGCGCUACGCCCGCACUCUAGUCUGCAACCGCUUCGCGCCGCCCUGGCGGGAAGACGAAGAAACCUACGAACUCGCCCGCGAGCUGGCGCUGGGGCAAGACAACCGAGCAAACCCGCACGGCCCGAUCCCGAUGCGUCUGGCCGGGUUCUGGGGUCUCUGGGAGCGCAUGCUGGCGCCGUGGCAGAUGAACCAGGUCGUCAAGGCCACGGGGCGGGUGUUGGCGCUUGAUCUCUCUGUGAGGUUGUUUCGUGACGCGGUGGAUGAUGGGGAAUCGAGUAGUGAUGGUGGUAGUAGCAGUGUGGAAGAGAAUCAGUAUCAACCCGAGGAAGAGAUCGUCGACGAUGGAUUUCUUCCAGAUGAGGCCGAAGAGGAUGAAGAAAGGGACAGUGACAGCUGUGAGAGCAGCACCCACGCAAGUAACGAAGAGGAAGAGAGCGCCAUCGAGUUAUGGGGAAGAACCAUAGCGACCCUCCACACGGCGCAGGACCAGAUGCCCAUGCUGGGCAGUAUGCGCGAACUCUGGCGUUACGGCUGGUUCACCGAUCCCUCGAAGAACGCCCUCGUAAAGCACCUAGACACCGACCUCGACCACGUCCGCGAAGCCGCAGACGCCGGGCGUGAGAUGCUCAGACGGCGACUGGAGCGCGGGCCGACCCGGCCGUACGAGGGGUACACCAUCGCCGAGCUGGCGCGUGCAAUCGACGAGAAUACGCGGUCCUGCGCGCCGUAUGCCCCCGACGAACUGCGCCGGCGAGAUGAUAUGCUCGUCGAGCGGACGAUUGUUGGGCCAGUGGAACUUGACAAAGAUAAGAUCUUUCGUCCUGAGACAUUAUUUCGCUAUCCGGUCCCCUCGCACCAGGAGAUUCAGGAUCUUGAGAAGAGGCUGGAGCUCAGCGCCCCGUUGCCGGAUCAGUACAAGGCCUUCUUCCGCGUCACGGACGGGAUGAGACCGGUGUGGUGGAAUACAUCACAGCACCUCCGUAUCCUGGCGCCGCUGUCCAAGGUCACUGUCCAAGACGACGAGCUUCCGGCCAGCAUGCAGCUCGAGCUGCUGCCAUCCCGGGGUCUCGCUGACAGCACAUGUGUCACAUGGCCCCUCCUCAGACGAGUAAUCUGCAUCAGCGAGAGCGGGUACGAAGGGGACCUCUGGCUCGUGGAGCCGAAAUACGUAUCCGAGGCCAAGGACGCCUUCUUCCAGGUCUACGAUCACGCCUCGGCCCAGGAUCGACGGUUGCUCCGCAGGGAAGUAGAAGAAGUAUACGGCAGCAUUGACGGGUUCCGUAAGUUGGAGUGGGGUCUGUUGAUGUGGACGUCGUGGUUCACGGAGAUGGUUCCCUACAGGGAUCUGAACGCAUUGAUGGAUGAGUUAGCGAGGGGAAGUCGGCGGACGGUGAAGGAAUGGACGUUACAUUUUGACCCGAGCACGAGGAAGCUGGAUGCAAGGUUGUACAAGACGGCGAGCGCGUUAGAUCCGGACAAGGAGGUGGAGAAUGUGGAUGAUGGGAAAGGGAAUCUGGUGCUUUCUGCGCCGGGGACGAUGGCGAUGGGGCCGUUGUUGUAUCCGGAGAAUGCAAUGACCACGCCCAUGGUCGAUCGUUAAAUCUAGAUAUUCACGGUCAGGGCAGUACAGACUAUGGAUAUCGAACUUGAUGUUUCAAGUGACACAUCGGCUGACUAGUCCCGAG